AUGAUUUAUCUAAAUAUUAUGUUAAUUUUUGUCGAUAUUUUCGCGGAAAAGUUGCUGAUUAAUUCUAUUGAACAGAAUGAGUAUUCCGUCUGUUAUGAUUUACGUUUUCGACGACGUGCACACUCCAUAGAAAAACGCGCUGCAAAUGAUAUGAAUUAUGUGAAGCAAUUCCGUAUUUUACCUUGUUCACAUUUUUUUCGUCAUUUUUUCCUUCUUGUUCUCGUUUGCCAAACAUUUGUCAGCGGAAAAAGUGACUCUACGAAAAAAUCUUCUAAUAAUCACGGCGAUGAGAAACGUGUCUUCGAUAUCAACUUUGGAAACAAUAAAAACUUUGCCAUCGAUGAUUGUAUUCCAUUGGCAUUCGGAGAUUUUAACGCUGAUAAGAUAGUCGAUGUGUUCUGUCGAAAUACUAAAGGUGAUGAAAUUAAAAUUAUGGUCAAUGAUGACCGAUCAACAACAUCGAAAGAGAUAUGUAAAGUGAAUAUAACUGGUAUUAUUUACGAUGCAUCCGCAGCAGAUUUUGAUGGCGACAGUAAAUUGGAUUUGUUUGUGCUUUACAAGACAAAAAGUGACCAGAUUGGAUACAACGGAGGAAUUCUAUGGGGUAAUCGUGUUAACUUAAGCGAAUUGCAUCCGACUGAGUAUUUGUUUGAAAAUAUUCCUACAACACUCGAUGCAAAUGGUGAUUCGUAUGUUGAAUUGCUAGGAAUGAUGAGCACUGAUAAUACAACGUUUAAGCCAGCCUGUCUCUUCUUUAAAAAUCGUAUGACAUUUCGCAUCAGAGAUCUACCUGUUGCCGAACGACUUCGGUCAGGUGCAACGCAAGCGACAGUAGAUCUGAAUCAUGAUUUAGUUGCAGAUCUAUUUUUAACACUUGACGUGAACAAUGCACCGAAAUUUCGCAUCUAUGAACUACCAAUCGAAGCUUUCAAAUUGUAUAAAGAAUACGAUCCACCACCCGGUGUUGCGAUUUAUCAUCUAUCAACUUUUGCUGACAUUGAUGCCGAUGGAGAAUUAGAACAUAUUCUCCCGGUUUGCAUGGAUACUAGUUGUAGUAAAAGUCAAAUUUAUGUGCGAGAUGACGACGCAUGGCAUCUACUACCGAUCAAAUUUGGAGAUGGUGUUCGAUUUCCUCUAACCAAAGAACUCCCAUCACCACUCGAUCAAAUACCACUGAGUGUCAAAGUUGCGGACUAUAAUCUCGAUGGUUUUCCCGAUAUGGUGGCAGUGAUGAGACAAACUUCCUCAGGAAGUACCGUUCCUAUUGUUCUGCAAAAUCGACCAUGUGAAAGUGAUGUAAAUACACCGUGUACUUACAAUCGAACAUUCACACCGCAAGGAGAAGAAUCAUUUAUCUUAGCUGCAACUAAUGCAACCAUGGCUGUUUUUUUCGAUGUGUUAGAAAAUGGUUAUCUCGAUCUGCUUGUGUUACAAGGAAGUAAAAAUCAGAAUUUUAAACUGAUCGGUUUUCAAAAUUCUCUUGUGCAAGAUGUACAUUUCAUCAAAGUCAUGGUUAUCAGUACAUUUUCCUGUGAGACAUGUUCACGUCAAAAGAAACUGCCCUAUGGAAACAACCAACCGGGACAAUCGGUUAAAAUGGAAACCAUAACAAUUAUGAAUGGCAUCAAAGAUUAUUGGGUGAAACUGGCAGCUGUUCAAAUGGCUCAAUCGGGUCAAAUGACACUUGAACUUCCAUAUGUUAUCAUUGGUCUUGGCUCAACACCAAAUUUCGUUGAAAAAAUAACUGUUGGAGUACCACCAAAUAUGGAAUCGAAUAAACUAAUUCGAACUUAUACGCAAAUGAUUCCUAACUCUCAAAUAGUCGUUGUUCCAUCACCACUAAUGAAUCCUGAAAAAUGGCAUAGCAAACUUUUCAUCACACCGAGUCGAAUGAUUCUGCAUACAGGCAUUGCAUUAGGUGUAACAUUGGUUGUGUUAGCUGGUGCACUUGCUAUAUUACAAUAUCGUGAAAAGCUGGAAGAUGAUCGCGAACGUAAAGUUCAAGCACAAGCGUUUCAUUACGAUGCUCUAUGA
Messenger RNA from Adineta ricciae, 2034 nucleotides. The record is from the annotation of a GenBank genome assembly. NCBI's taxonomy places the organism in Eukaryota, Metazoa, Rotifera, Eurotatoria, Adinetida, Adinetidae.